AAUGAAGCUGAUAAACAACGAUUAAAACAAUUAAUCAAUUAUGACAAUUGGAACAUUCGACAAAACCCAAAGUUGAAAACUAUUGGUUAUAUUUUAUUUAAGGAUUAUGAUAGUUCUUAUAGAGUUAACUUCAAUUGGUCACAAUCAGAGUUUAAAGAAAACAAUC
Messenger RNA from Racocetra persica, 166 nucleotides. The record is from the annotation of a GenBank genome assembly. Lineage: Eukaryota; Fungi; Glomeromycota; Glomeromycetes; Diversisporales; Gigasporaceae.